AUGCUAGGGAUAAGAUCGUCCUUGACAUUAAUACCGAAAUUACCAGCAAGGCAAAUUGGUCUGGUAAAUGUCCCUUUGAAAUCGUUGACUUUAAAAAACUGCAUUCAUACAAAAAAUAUAGAUGUCAGAAUACGACCUAUCAUAAAUAAUUUGCUCUUAAAGAGAACUUUUAUGAGCACAAAUGUGAAACACCCCAGAUGGGAUAAUCGAAUCUUUUAUGCAGAUAGCUCGGAUAGGUAUACUCGUUUGAAUAGAUUCCAACAAUUUAACAAUAAUGGCAAUAAAGAAGAAGAUAAUUCGGUGAGAAAUGUCACCGUAGUUGGACUUGCCUCAAUGGUCGGUAUCUAUUUUGGUUCACAAUAUUUAUUUGACUACGUUCCUAUCUUUUCGUAUUUUAAAACUCAUCCAAAAAGUUUUGUAUACGCUUUAUUAGGUACCAACUUGGCUAUCUAUGGUUUAUGGCAAUUACCUAGAUGUUGGAGUUUUAUGCAACGUUAUAUGUUACUUCAAAAAUCCAGAAUUCCGAGUUAUUGGUCCAUCGUUGGAAGUGCUUUCUCUCACCAAGAAUUUUGGCAUUUGGGUAUGAAUAUGUUAGCUUUGUGGUCAUUUGGUACAUCUAUCGCCACUAUGCUUGGAACAUCUAACUUUUUUUCGUUAUACAUGAAUAGUGCCAUUGCUGGGUCCCUAUUUUCUCUAUGGUAUCCACGAAUUGCAAGAAUGGCAAUGAUGGGGCCUAGUCUUGGGGCCAGUGGUGCCUUGUUUGGUGUAUUAGGUUGUUUCUCUUAUUUGGUUCCUCAUGCGCAGAUUCUUUUGUUUGUAUUCCCGAUCCCUGGUGGUGCAUGGAUUGCAUUCCUGGGCUCUGUCGCAUGGAAUGCAGCUGGCUGUGUUUUGAGAUGGGGUUCCUUUGAUUAUGCAGCUCAUCUUGGAGGCUCUGCAAUUGGUGUAUUGUAUGGAUGGUAUAUUAGUAAGCAGGUAGAAAAGAGAAGACAAGAAAGGUUUGAAAGAGAAACAAGAUGGUUAAGGUAG
Molecule: messenger RNA, 1026 nt
Organism: Maudiozyma saulgeensis
Lineage: Eukaryota; Fungi; Ascomycota; Saccharomycetes; Saccharomycetales; Saccharomycetaceae
Source: the annotation of a GenBank genome assembly